Acanthoscelides obtectus is the source of this 576-nucleotide messenger RNA. NCBI's taxonomy places the organism in Eukaryota, Metazoa, Arthropoda, Insecta, Coleoptera, Chrysomelidae. The record is from the annotation of a GenBank genome assembly.
AUGAAUCAACCGACGAUGAACAUACACGGCCAUAACGAAGUGGCCGCGAUAUUUUCCAGAUAUGCAUCGAAUGUCAAGCUGAAGACAAUCACGGCCGUACACCCCAAGGUAUCUGAGCAUAUGGCGAUGGCAACCAAUUUUGUUACUCUGGGUGAACUCUGGUCCAGCCACGUUGAAAUGGAGGAAGAAGAUGAAGCGAUAUUUUCCAGAAUCAAGGUCUUAAUAGAGAACCAUCUGCCAGACGGCUGGAGAGACUGGAAGGUGAUUGACUGGAAGAAAGAAGAUCUAUUUGGGAAAAAGAUAGACCACAAAGUAUUGAACAAAAUUCGCUUCGCCCUCCCCACAUUGGAACUGGUGAAAGCGUUCUACCCAGAAGCAACAUCGGUGGGAGAGAAAACCUACCGAAAUAUAAAAUUGAGGCUUCUCGACUGGAACCUCUGUAGAGCAUUGAUCAUGAGCCCACGGCAGGUAGCGUGUCAGUUACGAGGAUCUAUGGCUCAAGCGGAGCUCUUUAAUAAGGCGGUGGAACCACUUAAACAUACUAUGCGUUCCAGAGAGCUGACGUCGGAGGUCUAA